Molecule: messenger RNA, 1662 nt
Organism: Aspergillus pseudotamarii
Lineage: Eukaryota; Fungi; Ascomycota; Eurotiomycetes; Eurotiales; Aspergillaceae
Product: karyopherin alpha
Exons: 3
Coding region: 1-1662 (553 amino acids)
Biological process (GO): NLS-bearing protein import into nucleus
Cellular component (GO): cytoplasm; nucleus; nucleoplasm
Molecular function (GO): protein binding; nuclear import signal receptor activity
Source: RefSeq, a predicted model, not a curated record
AUGGCCGAGCGCUACAUCCCAGAGCAUCGUCGCACCCAGUUCAAGGCCAGGAAUCAGUUCCGGCCUGACGAGCUUCGUCGUCGUCGUGAGGAGCAGCAAGUUGAAAUUCGCAAGCAGAAAAGAGAAGAGAAUUUGGCCAAGAGAAGAGGUAUCCAAACCCGCGAUGGUGGGAUUGGUGUGGGAGGCGGCAUGGCCGCUGCCACCGAGAGUGAUGAUGAAGCGACUGCCAUAGAAAGCGAGCUUAAUGUGGAACUCCCAGAGAUGGUUAAGGGUGUCUUCUCAGAUCAGAUCGAGUCGCAAAUUCAAGCCACAACUAAGUUCAGGAAGCUGCUUUCCAAGGAGCGCAACCCUCCCAUCGAGCGCGUUAUUGAGACUGGUGUCGUGAGCCGUUUCGUGGAGUUCCUCCGGUCCCCUCAUACCCUGGUUCAAUUCGAAGCCGCCUGGGCCUUGACAAACAUUGCAUCUGGAUCUGCUCAGCAGACCCAGGUGGUUAUCGAAGCCGGUGCUGUGCCCAUUUUCGUCGAGCUGCUGAGCAGCCCGGAACCGGAUGUUCGGGAACAGGCCGUUUGGGCUCUGGGUAACAUUGCUGGUGACAGCCCUCAAUGCCGUGACUUCGUCCUCAAUGCCGGCGCCCUCCGUCCUCUCUUGAACUUGAUCAACGAUGGUCGGAAGUUGAGCAUGUUGCGCAACGCUACAUGGACUUUGAGUAACUUCUGCCGUGGCAAGACCCCCCAGCCCGAUUGGAACACGAUCGCUCCUGCUCUUCCUGUCCUCGCCAAGCUUAUCUACAUGCUUGAUGAUGAAGUCCUCAUUGAUGCUUGCUGGGCCAUUUCUUAUCUCUCCGACGGCGCAAACGAUAAGAUCCAGGCUGUUAUCGAGGCAGGCAUCCCUCGUCGCCUUGUGGAGCUUCUUAUGCACGCCUCGACCUCCGUUCAGACUCCUGCUCUUCGGUCGGUUGGAAACAUUGUGACCGGUGACGACGUCCAGACCCAGGUUAUCAUCAACUGCGGUGCUCUGCCCGCUCUCCUCUCUCUCCUCAGUUCUACCAAGGAUGGUAUCCGUAAGGAGGCUUGCUGGACUAUUUCAAACGUCACUGCUGGCAACUCUAGCCAGAUCCAGGCUGUCGUCGACGCUGGCAUCAUUCCCCCGCUGAUCAACUUGCUCGCCAACGGUGACUUCAAGACCCGCAAGGAAGCUUGCUGGGCUAUCUCCAACGCCACUUCUGGUGGUCUGCAGAAGCCUGAGCAGAUCCGCUACCUCGUCUCUCAGGGAUGCAUCAAGCCGCUCUGCGACCUGCUUGCUUGCCCCGACAACAAGAUCAUCCAGGUUGCUUUGGAUGGCCUUGAGAACAUCCUCAAGGUUGGUGAGAUGGACAAGGAGGCUGCACAGACUGGCGAGGCGCGCGUCAACCGCUAUGCUCUGUUCAUUGAAGAGGCCGGCGGUAUGGAGAAGAUCCACGACUGCCAGAACAACGCCAACGAGGAGAUCUAUAUGAAGGCCUACAACAUCAUCGAGAAGUACUUCUCCGAUGAAGAAGAGGCUGGUGGUGAUAUCGAUGAGAUUGCUCCUCAACAGACCCAAACAGGAUUCACCCUAGGCACUGCCCAACAGCAGCCGGGUGGAUUCAACUUCGCCAACGGUGGCGACUCCAUGGACAUGUAA